GCACUGAGCGGGUCAGGGCGGCUGCCGGCAGCGCCAUGGAGACGGUGCAGCUGAGGAACCCGCCGCGCCGGCAGCUGAAAAAGUUGGAUGAAGAUAGUUUAACUAAACAGCCAGAAGAAGUGUUUGAUGUCUUAGAGAAACUUGGAGAAGGGUCCUAUGGCAGCGUAUACAAAGCUAUUCAUAAAGAGACAGGCCAGAUCGUGGCUAUUAAGCAAGUUCCUGUGGAAUCAGACCUGCAGGAGAUAAUCAAAGAAAUCUCUAUAAUGCAGCAAUGUGACAGCCCUCAUGUAGUCAAAUACUAUGGCAGUUAUUUUAAGAACACAGACUUGUGGAUCGUUAUGGAGUACUGUGGGGCUGGUUCUGUAUCUGAUAUCAUUCGAUUACGAAAUAAAACAUUAACAGAAGAUGAAAUAGCUACAAUAUUACAAUCAACGCUUAAGGGACUGGAAUACCUUCAUUUUAUGAGAAAAAUACACCGAGAUAUCAAGGCAGGAAAUAUUUUGCUAAAUACAGAAGGACAUGCAAAACUUGCAGAUUUCGGGGUAGCAGGUCAACUUACAGAUACUAUGGCCAAGCGAAAUACAGUCAUAGGAACACCAUUUUGGAUGGCUCCAGAAGUGAUUCAGGAAAUUGGGUACAACUGUGUGGCGGACAUCUGGUCAUUGGGAAUAACUGCCAUAGAAAUGGCUGAAGGGAAGCCCCCAUAUGCCGAUAUCCAUCCAAUGAGGGCAAUCUUUAUGAUUCCUACCAACCCUCCUCCCACAUUCCGAAAGCCAGAACUAUGGUCAGAUAGCUUCAUGGAUUUUGUGAAGCAGUGUCUUGUAAAGAGCCCUGAGCAUAGAGCCACAGCCACUCAACUCCUACAGCACCCAUUUGUCAAGAGCGCCAAAGGAGUGUCGAUACUACGGGACUUAAUUAAUGAAGCCAUGGAUGUGAAACUGAAACGCCAGGAAGCCCAGCAGCGGGAGGUGGAAAACGAGGAUGAAGAAAACUCGGAGGAGGAUGAAUUGGAUUCUGGCACCAUGGUUCGAGCAGCAGGUGAUGAGAUGGGCACUGUCCGUGUAGCCAGCACCAUGAGUGAUGGAGCCAAUACCAUGAUUGAGCACGACGGAACAUUGCUGUCACAGCUAGGCACCAUGGUGAUCAAUGCAGAGGAUGAGGAAGAGGAAGGAACUAUGAAAAGUAAGGCUCUGAUCAAAUAUAGUAGCUUCUCAGGCAGACCUUAUACAUUCCAGAGAAGACAGGUUCACGUGGUCCACUCAGGCUCAGUCUUGAGGCCUCAUAUUGCUGCAACCAAAGGAGUAGAAACAUGGGGGUUGUGGUGA
Messenger RNA from Myotis brandtii (Brandt's bat), 1325 nucleotides. It is a transcript of the gene STK4, whose product is annotated as serine/threonine kinase 4. The transcript has 9 exons. NCBI's taxonomy places the organism in Eukaryota, Metazoa, Chordata, Mammalia, Chiroptera, Vespertilionidae. Gene Ontology annotation, molecular function: ATP binding; protein serine/threonine kinase activity. The record is from RefSeq and is a predicted model, not a curated record. Gene Ontology annotation, cellular component: cytoplasm. Bases 36 to 1325 code for a protein of 429 amino acids. Gene Ontology annotation, biological process: protein phosphorylation; intracellular signal transduction; regulation of MAPK cascade.